AUGACCACCUCAGGACUCGGCGUUCCCGUCAAGCUUCUCCAUGAGUCUCUCGGACACAUCAUCACCGUCGAGCUCAAGACCGGCCAGCUCUACCGCGGCAAGCUUGCAGAAGCCGAGGAUAACCUCAACAUCUCUCUCAAGGAGAUCACUGUGACCCAGCGCGAUGGCCGUAUUUCCCAGCUUGAUCAGGUGUACAUCAGGGGAAGUAUGGUCAGAUUUUUCAUUGUCCCGGACAUGCUGCAGAACGCGCCCAUGUUCAAGCGCGUGGGACCGAACGCGAUGAAGGGAAGGGGUAUUGGUACGGCUCGUGGAAGGGCUACAAUCAUGCGCGCGAAUGCUCGUCGCGGUCGUGGCGUCCCUGCCGCAAGAGGCAUUCGUCGGUGA
Messenger RNA from Epithele typhae, 384 nucleotides. RefSeq lists its product as uncharacterized. Lineage: Eukaryota; Fungi; Basidiomycota; Agaricomycetes; Polyporales; Epitheliaceae. Bases 1 to 384 code for a protein of 127 amino acids. Gene Ontology annotation, biological process: spliceosomal snRNP assembly; RNA processing. The transcript has 5 exons. The record is from RefSeq and is a predicted model, not a curated record. Gene Ontology annotation, molecular function: RNA binding. Gene Ontology annotation, cellular component: spliceosomal tri-snRNP complex; catalytic step 2 spliceosome; U5 snRNP.